AAUGAAGUGUUUGAAAAAAACAAAAAUAAAUAAAUAAAGAAUUACAUUCUCAUAAUUAUCGAUCCCUAAAUAUUUCUGUCGAUUGGGAAACAACAAAAAACAAAAACAAAAAGGACAAGGAUUACAAUCAAACAACAUUCGAAUAAAAAUUUUCUUGGUAUUCGUUUUGAUGUCCAUCCUUAUAUAUAUAUAAAAAAAAAAGAAAAAGAAAGAAAGAAAGAGAAAGAGAAGAAAAAAUAAAAAAAUAAAUAAAAAAGAAAGGAAAAAAAAAGUUGGAACGUAAGAAGGAAAAAAAAAGAUACAAAAUUAACCUACAAAAUUAAAGCGUCUGAUAUUCUCCGUAUCCCCGCAUUCCUCCCCCGCGCACCCCGUCGCCAUUACCCCUGAGUAAGAUGACGAUCUUGAUCAAGAGAGAGAAUGAGAGAAAGAGAGAGAAGAGAAGAGAAGAGAGAGCGAGAGAUAGAUGGAGUGAGAGAGAUAGAGAGAAAGGGUGGGGGGAGAAAAAGAACCUGUAAACUAGGGACGGCCCUGGGGCAUAACUUUUUAACGUUACCACCGACGCUCCUGUCCUCUAGUGUGUAACACAUUCAUCGUUAGAAAUGUUUACUAUUUUCUCCGAUUGUGUGAUCUGUGAAUAAAAUCGGUGUGUAACCCGUACCAACGUAGAGACGUCGUCGGAGAGUCGUCUUAUUAAGGAACGCGUUUGUAACGCGAAAUAAGUAUAUCCCGUUGUGUGUGUGAGAGAGAGAGAGAGAGAGAGAGAAUGUAUGUGUGAACGUGCGUGUUAUAUGGUGUAUGUGAUGGACGGAUGAGAAGGGUGGGGAAGAGGGAGGGGGUUAGGUAAAAAAAAGAAAGAAAGAAAGAAAGGAAAAAAAACUAAACUAGUUUAGUCAAUCGAAGUAGACGAGGACAGAAAAAAAGAAAGAAAGAAAAAGAAAAUGUUACGUUAUGACGAUAAAUCGGUGUAGGAGUUCAAUGGUGGUCAGGUGCGUAUUUAUUAUUGGGUGCGUGACCGAGACAGAGAAAAGUGAGUGAGUGAGAGAGAGAGAGAGAAACAAAGAAAGAGACAGACAGACAGAGAGACGUAGCCACCGCCACCGCCACCACCGCCGUCGUCGCUGCCGUUGCUUCUACCGUCGUCGACGUCGACGACGACGACGACGACGAUUAGGACGACGGCGACGACUAGGACGACAACAACUACAGUAAAACGGCGUCGGUGUGUGUUUAACGUAAGCACAGAGAAAGAAGAAGAAAAGGAAAAGAAAGAAAGAAAAAAGAGAAACGUUGCUUAAAAAAAAAAUUCCGCUAAGUCAUAAAACUCUGCACGCACACGUACGCGCGCGCACUUACUAGCGGACAGGCAGACAGACAGACACACACACACACACACGAAAUGGCAACACGCAACAAUUUUGAAAAAGGCAAUCGUGUGUGAUGAAUAUUCGACUUGAUCUUCUUCGAUUCUUCACACAACGAAUGCAUUUCUCUCUCUCUCUCUCUCUCUCUCUCUCUCUCUCUCUCUCUCUUUCUCUAUUAACCCCCCACUCUCUGCCUCUCUCUUUCUCUCUCGUUACUCCCCCCUCUCUUUCUUUUUGUUCGGCUCUUCUCCAAAGUUGACGAUGGCAACGUGUCGCGCGUCGUUCGCCGAGAUACAUACAUCACGCGUUCUACGGGGGUCAAAAGAUCUUUCUUAAUCAAAAGAGAAACCAAUGAGAGAUAUUAUUUUGACAAUAAUUUCUAAGGAAAAAAAUAAAAAAUAUUUUUUUCUUUUUCUCAAUGAAAGAAAAAAGAAUUAAAAUAAUUCGUUCAAUUCUUUGAUAAUAAUAAUAAUAAUAAUAAUAAUAAUAAUAAUAAUAAUAAUAAUAAUAAUAAUCGUCAUCGGGAUUUAAUUUGUUCUAAUUCAUAUCGAUUAUUCUUUUUUUACAAUUUCUUUUUCUCUCUCUCUGUCUCUCUCUUUCUCUCUCUCUCUCAUGACAUACAUACAUAAUACAUCAUACACGUGUAAAAUUUAUUACAAAAUGAAACAAGAAAAUGAAGAAUGAAGUGAAAGAGUGGAGUGAAGUGGAGUGAAUUGGGGUGAGGGAAAGGAAGUGAGGUUAUGUCGAAAAAGUAUGAUUAGGGUAGACAUUGGAUGCGUCAUGGGGUUGUUUAGCCACGUUUUACGCUACGAGGUUGACUGUGCGCGAUGUGUAUCUCUGUGUGUGUGUGUGUUUAUGCAAGGAGGGGAUGAGUGAGUGAGUAAAAGUGUGUACUGUGUGAAUGUAUGUGUAUGUGCGCGCGCGAUAGAGAAAAGGAGAGAGAGACAUCAUAGACAGAUCCACACAAGUAUCUUACAAUAAAAGAUUGAGAGAAGUAAAGUAAAACAGUUUAUAGAUAAAGGUUAAAAUCAAACCAACUUGAUUAAUUUGUUUAAUAAUAAAUUGACAAAAUUGUUGACUCGCUAACGCAAUAGUUGUAUCUCUCUCGCAGGUGACCGACGCUAACCGUUAAAAGCUGUGUGCUGCUCUGCUUCGUGGACUCUCUCUCUCUCUCUCUCUCUCUCUCUCUCUCUCUCUCCUCUCCUUCCCCUCUCUCACUCUCUUCUCUCCUACCCCUCUCUCUCUCCUCCUUUUCCCUUAUGCUCUCCUCUCCUCUCCUCUCUGUCCCAUCUUCUCUCUCUCUCUUUCUCUCUCUCUCUCUCUCUCUCUCCUCUCCUCUCCUCUCUUUCUCUCUUCUCUUUCUCUCUCUCGUUCCUCUUUCGUCGGUCUGCUGCUGCUGCUACUGCUGCUUCCGUGGUUGUGUCGUCGCGUUGCACGGGUGUGCUCCUCCUCGUCGCCUAGGAGGCGAUCAAAUCUAUUUCCUUUUUUUUGUUUUUUUCCCUCCUAUUCUAUUCGUCGUCGAUCGGCAAAGAAAAAAGCCUUGUUCGUGGAUGGUGCAUCUCUAAUAAUAAUCCUUGGCUAAGGAUCACAUAAGGGGAUAUUACAUGAUUCGUGACCCGUCAAACGGUGCCCGCUCGAGAGAUCGACUCUACAGUCGUGGCCCCAUGGACGGGACGUUGGAAGAACCUCCUGUUAAGGACUCUUCUCAGAAUAAUUCUGACAAAGUGUCAAAAGACAUGGUCAUUCCAAAUGGUGUCAAUGGAAAGUAUAGUACUGAAAAAGAAGAAUAUCCAGAUUCUGACAGUGUCAAAACUUCAUCGAACGAGACUAUUAGUAAACGGAUAGAAGAAGGGGAAGGGGAAGGGGAUGGGGAAGAGGAAGAAGAUGAAGAUGAGGACGAAGAGGAAGAUGUUAUGGAAAGAAGACACUUUGAGCAUGAAGAAGGGGGUAUACAAUCGGAAGAUAGUGAGCAAAAUGAUUCGAGAAAGAAUAGGAGUAAGGGGGGUUGCUUAUAUGAGUCAAGAAAUGACUCCAUAGUUUCAGAAUCUUCCGAUGGUGUCAGUGAGAUGAACGAUACUAGUGAAGUGUCUAGAAAUGAAGAUAAGUGUAGAAACACAUCUCGUGAAGCUAUGGAUGUUGAUGAACAGAGUAAUAACUCUGACAUAGAAUGUUUGGAUGAAAGUAUCACGAGAGUACGAAUGGAUAAUGACGAUGUGUUCACUUUAAAAAAAUCUAACAUAAACGAGGAUAAAGAGUUGUCAUGUAGUAGUAAUGUUCAAGAAUCUAAUGAUUCUGCUGAAAUUGUGGAAAGCAGUAUGGAUACAUCGGAUGUGAAAAUAUGCGAAGAAAAUGGUAGCUGCGAUAGUCCCGAAAUAGAGGAGAUAACGGAUAGUGCAAAGAAUAAUAAUGGUCUUAAUACGACUCAAGAACGUACUAUAAAAGAUCCCACUAAACAAAAAAAACAGAGGAAACAAAUAGAUCUUAGUAGUAUUACACCUAGAAGAAGUUCUCGUAAUAUUAAAAGAACAAGUUAUAUUGAAAGAGAAGUUGAAGAAGAAGCAGAAGAUGAUGGUUCUGAUAUAGAGGAAAUUAAACCUGAAGAUCCACUAGCUGGGAUAGAUAGUAAAGAUAAAGAGAAUUCUAAACUAAAGUCACCGUCGAAAAAUAGUAAAACCACUAUUGUGGUCAAUGAUACUAAACGCUUAGUAGAAAUUGCUGCUGGAAGUAAGUCCGUCAAAGGUGGCAAGAAAGAACCUACGUUAGUUAUAAUAGACACAAACUCCAUACUUUCAGGCCGCGGUGGCCUUCCUGUUGGUAACAAUAAGCCACAUCAUACGGUUUCUAAUACCAGUUCUUUCUCAGUUGUACCAAUGAAUAUGACUACACAAACGAUGUAUCCAAAUAUGAGAACAACUAUUACACCUGUACCCAUGACAUCUAAAACUGCACAAUUAAGUCCUAAACCAAGUAGCAUGACUACAGUGACUCCUCCAAUGCCACCGAUAUUACCAACUUUAACUGAUGACAUGUUUGUCGUGGAAGCACCAUCAUUUAUAGUACCUUAUGUAUAUGAAAAACCUCCAUUAAAACCAUUGAAAGAAUUUGUUUCUAAAUUAGAAAAAAGCAUAGAGGAAAAACAAAAGGAAGAGAUAUUAAAAAAGAUGACGGAAGAUAAUAAAGAUAAUCAAGAUAUUAAUGAAGAUUCAAUGGACAUGAAUAAAAAAGUAGAUAGCAGAAACCAAGAAAGUGAAAAUGAUGGAAGUUUGAGGUCUAAAAAGGAUGGAGAUGAUAGUGGAGGUGAUAUAAUAGAUGCAAUGGAAUCAGGUAUUUCAAAUAUAAGUGACAAACAUGAUAUCAGGCAAGAUGAUAGGAAUAAAGUAAUAACUUACUUUGAUUUACCAUUGGGAAAAUUUUUUAUGCAAAUUGGAGUAAAUCUUGUUCAAGAAUAUGUGCAAACUGAUCUAUUACGGACUCAAAAACGUAAACAGGGCAAAGGUAGCACAUCUGCGGAGACACAAUUAGCUAUAAAUUCACUCAUCAAGAAUUUAGAAUUUAGUAAGGAAAAUAAUGAACCAUUCCACUUAGAAAUGAAAAAAUGUGAAUUCUGUAGUUUUAAAACGGAGUCUACAUUAGUAAUGCAGCAUCACUUAGAAACUCCUCAUAUGCGCAAUUAUGUCUACAAAUGUAAUUUUUGUCCAAUGGAAGUUCGUAGUCCUCAUGAUAUAUUAUUCCAUAUGGAAGCAGAACAUAAUACUCGUGGACGAUUGGAACGUGGUCCAGCUUUUCAUCAAUGUCCAAAUUGUCCAUUUGAAGAUAACCAAAAAGGCAAACUUACACGGCACAUUCUUGCUUGCUCUAAAAAAUUUAGACCAGAACGGAAUUUGGAACCUGCCGCUGAUUGGGAACCACCGGCGAAGAUUCCAAGAUUAAAUCGUGCACGUCCAGUUGGGCCGACUAAUCCUAACGCUCUCGCUAUGGCUAUGAGUGCCAAAGGUCCACAACCACUUUUACCGAAACUACUUCCAGCACCGAUCACAGGUCGUGGAAGAGGACGCCCACCAAUGCAGCCUAGAUAUUCAGAUAUGAAAGCAUUACGACCUGGUGGUACUACGAUGCGGCAAGAUAAUGUUGCAGGCAUGAUGUAUCGACCAACAUCUUCUGGCCUACUAGUUCCUGCUUCGUACCAAUUUGGUAGUAAUCAAUUAUUUCAGGUGGUGGGUGGCUCUGGGACUGUCAUGUCGGCUGUCUCGGGAGUGAGUAGCAGUAGCGGCAGCAGUUCCGGUCAACCCACUCCCAUUGCACUUGUACCCAACGUAAUCGACUCUCUGUCUAGGUUGUCCUCAUCACAGAACACAACGGCCAGUACAAAAAAUCCUACAGCAAAGUUGUUAAGUCAACCAAGUAUAUCUAUAACUCCAUUACCACGUACAACAUCUCAAACCUCCAUUCCUGGUUCAGGAACAUCAUCAAAAUCUGGAGGGAAAAAUACAUUUGUUAUAUGUGAAAUUUGCGAUGGUUAUAUUAAGGAUCUUGAGCAACUAAGAAAUCACAUGCAAUGGAUUCAUAAAGUAAAAAUACAUCCAAAGAUGAUUUAUAACAGACCUCCAUUGAACUGCCAAAAAUGUCAAUUCCGAUUUUUCACAGAUCAGGGUUUGGAAAGACAUUUGCUUGGAUCUCAUGGACUCGUUACGUCCAGUAUGCAAGAAGCAGCAAAUAGAGGAAAAGAUGCUGGUCGUUGUCCAGCAUGUGGCAGAGUAUACCAAUGGAAACUAUUAAAUCAUGUUGCACGGGAUCAUGGGAUGACAUUAAAACCCGCGCAUUUAUCGUAUAAAUGUACAGUUUGCACUGCCACAUUUGGGAUGUAUAAACAAUUUGAAAAUCAUGUAUACUCAGCGCAUAGCGUUGUCGCCAAGAGAGUAAUGGAUAAAAAGAAUACACCAUCGUCUCCGUCAUCAAGAUCAAAUGAUUCUCUUUUGAAACCGUUGAAGAUAAAUGAUGAAAUAACAAUAAUUCCACAACCAGCAAAACCUACAACUAGAUCUGGCACAUCUCAGGGCAGAAGCAAAUAGCAAUGAUCAGCAGAGUGAUACGUGUAUCCUUGUUUAACAGAAUUUCACGUAACUCUGAGGUGGUACUCCAUAAGCGAUCACUGAAAAUAAUUUACAGUGAUUGAGACGUGCCGUGUACAUGUGUAUGCAUAUAACUAUGCUUAAGAUGCAAUUACCGACACUAAAAAAAAAAAAUAAUAAUAAUAAUAAUAAAGAAAAAGAAAAUUCACAACCUCUUGGCAAAUGAAAAGAAAAGAGAAAAAAAGAAAAAAAAUGAAAAAAAAAGAAAGAAAGAAAGAAAGAAAGAAAACAGGAAAAAAAUAACUAGUUGACUGCGUAAUAUAAUAUUCCAUCAAUGAUUAUACCGAUAUAUAUUUAUUUAAGAAUUUUUAUUGUUGUUAUCGGACAUACAUAAAAAUAGACUGUAAAAACAUGAAAGCGUGGCCUUCAGUCUAAUUCCUUAGUUUAUCCUAAAGCUACGUAAUUCCCGCUUUACACGAUGAACUUAACGAAUGCAUAUAUAUAUAUUAAAAAAAAAGAAAAAAAAACAAAAAAAAAACAAAAAAAAUAUUUUGCAUUCUUCGUCAUGUAUAUCAACACACUUUAAAUAGUAAAUUCUUUGUAAUGUGUAAAUUGUUUUUGUAAGAGAAAUAUAAUCGAAUAUGUCAUUCUAUUUUGUCAUUGAAACUUUUCAAAGACGACGACGACGACGACGAAUUACAGUUUAUUAUAAUAUAUCUCUUUUGGUCCUUUUUCUCUCAUUUAAUAAAAUAAUUCGAAUGGUAAAGAAUAAUAAUAAAUGAAUAAAAAUGAAAAAGGAAAAAAAAGAAAAGGAAAAGAAAUAUUUGUAAAACGAUUUCUGAAUGGUUAUACUCCUCGAGUCAGGAAUUGUAAUAACUAACCAGAGUGCCCUCGGAUAUUCUAGAACCACCUUUGGUAUACAAUAAUAAAAACUUAAUAAUUAUCAUGAAAUAUAAUUAUCAUUGUUCUUCUGGAAUAAUAAUAAUAAUAAAUAUCGCGUCUAUCUUUUGAUUAUUAUACGUCAUUUAAAACUAAUGAUGAUGAUGAUGAUGAUGAUGAUGGCGAUGAUGAUGAUGAUGAUGAUGAUAAGGAAACGAUGAAAUUGUUAUUUUUAUCCAUUACAUAAUUUAUCUGUCAUAUUUUCAUAAAGUUGUGUGUACGGAAUAAUUUAUAAUGUAAUUGAAGAAGAAGUAGAGAAGAAGAAGAAAAAGAAGAAGAAGAAGAAGAAGAGUAAAAACCACACACAGAUAAAGUUGUAAAUUGUAUCUAUUAUUAUAUAAGUUAAAGCGCGCUCUUCAGUCUUUAUAUAUUGUAAUCAAAUAAUCUCCAGUCUUAUUUUUUUGCUCUAAUAAGAAUCGACAACAAAAAAUGUACAUUAACGUAGGAAAAUAAUCUAAGCAAAAUAUAUCAAUAAAAUAGGAUGGCACACACAUUAAUGUAUACAUUUUUUUUUCUGUUAAACGAUAACACACAACAUACACUUACACAUAUACACACUUAAAGAAAAGAAAAACAAACAACAAAAACAUGAAUACAAAGGAGAAUUGAAUUUGUUAGCGUAUAAUGCAAGACAUAUAUAUCUACACAUUUGUAUAUGUAUACGUAUAAUAUAUCUAAAGCAAUAUUAUAUAUAUACAUAUAUAUAUAUAUAUACAUAAAAGCAAAAUAAGAAAAAGAAAAAAAACACAGGAAAUAAUUAUAGAGUAGCAAUAGUGUAUUUACAAGAAGAAGAAAUGAUUUCUCUCUAUCUCUCUCUCUUCUCGUAAUACACUAACUUGAUAAAAUAGGCUUAUAUGGAUAUGUAGAUAGUUGUUUAAAAAAAAAAAAAGGAAAAAAAAGAAGAACAAGAGAAGUAACGGGUUUAAUUUAAUAAUUUCAAUUUAAUCCUAAUCAUUUUUGUACGUUACAGUAGGUAAUAAUUUUAGAUGAUGAAAAACUGUAUUCAGUAAAACGAAGAAGGAUACCAUAGUGCGUUUUUGCACUCUAAGGCUGUAUUAUUUAAACUCUGCGCUGCUUGCUUGCCAUUUAUAUGGCACGAGCUAUGUUGGUCAAACUGAGAAACAUUCAUAGACAUAAUUACAGAAAUAUAUAGUUUACUGUAAUAAUUUGUACAAUAUUAUAUGAUGACAAAAAUAAAGUGUACCAACAUUGUAUUACAA
Molecule: messenger RNA, 8589 nt
Organism: Vespula vulgaris
Lineage: Eukaryota; Metazoa; Arthropoda; Insecta; Hymenoptera; Vespidae
Gene: MEP-1
Exons: 9
Coding region: 2966-6430 (1154 amino acids)
Biological process (GO): regulation of gene expression
Cellular component (GO): nucleus
Source: RefSeq, a predicted model, not a curated record